CUCAAUUUCUUAAAUUGUUUAAUCAUAACCUGAGCUAAACAGAAGCAGACAAGAUAAAGGUAUUUUAUUCAGUCCCAUUGGGCUUUUAACUAUAACUUCAAAAAAGUUUCCCUCAGAACAAAAGAAGAAAAUUAGAAAACUUAUCUCAUUGCCCUCAAAAUAAAUGGAAAAUUUUCAAGAAGUGAAGAUGGGUAGAGAGGACAAUGCAGAUUCAAAAUGGGGUAAGAAAAAAAUGGAAGCUGAUGAAAGUGUGAGGACUGUAGAUUGCUUGAGAGGAAGGCUACUUGCAGAAAGAGUGGCUUCAAGAAAUGCAAACAUGGAGGCAGAACAAUUAGGAGCAAAGUUGAUGGAGCUUGAAAAUCAGCUCAAGCAAGAGGCAAAAUCAAGAAACAGGGCUGAGAAAAAGCUUAGAUUUUUAAUGAAGAAACUCCAAUCCAUGAACAUUUCACAUGCCUCAGAUGAAUCUGAGUACUCAGGCUUGGGGGGCAAAAGUGGCAUUUCAUCUCCAUCCUCCACAGCCUCUUUAUCCACACAAGAAUCUAAGCAAAAUGGCAAAUCUGAAAAGGGGCCACAAAAUUUGCAUCCAAAAAGUUAUGCACACAAUAUUUUAUCAAGUGCUGGUGAUGAUAAUAGUUCAAGUUCAACAACUGAAGGGAGCUCAGGUUGUGUAUAUGAAGGCAUUUUGGCAGAAGUUAAAAAGGGCAAAGAAUGUGAAAUUGGACAUAUUGAAAAUCCCAGGUUUCAAGGGGCAUCUGAGGAUUUUGAGAAGAAAAAUGUUGCACAAAUUGCUGUUGAGAAUUUUUUUGAUAUAUGCUAUGCUAGCUUCCGAUUUUCGACUAACGAUUGCCUUAAAGAAGAAGAUGAUCAAGAUGAGGUUAAUAAUACAAUGGCUUUAGUAGCCGUUGAUCAAAUGCCACAGAAAAAUCCGGCCAUUGAUCCUCAAGUUCUCGACUCGACCGUGAAGCAAGUGCUCGAUGCAUUGAGGCAAGCUCGUGAACAGCUUCAAAGUUCGAUCGAGAAAAGGCGCCUAAACAUGAUUAGAGUUGGUUAGAAGUUUUUAGGAGGUAAAUUGUUGUGAUUUAAUGCAUGUUUUGGUUUUUGAGUAUAAAUCUGUUUGUAUAUGUUCCAAUGGGGAAUUUGUGAGUCUUCAUUUUCUUUUUCUUUUCUUUUUUCUUUUUAUUAAUCUUUUUUUUUCCCCCAGUUUUAUUGCUUUUAUUUAUGC
This is a messenger RNA of Striga asiatica, 1222 nucleotides long. The record is from the annotation of a GenBank genome assembly. NCBI's taxonomy places the organism in Eukaryota, Viridiplantae, Streptophyta, Magnoliopsida, Lamiales, Orobanchaceae.